CCCACCAUGGACAGGAUGAGACAAUAUCUUGAAGACAGUCUAAAGAACAAUCUCUACAACCCAGAAGGACUGCAGAUCAGCCUAUAUGGCUCUGAGCUUUUCCACUUCCGUAUCUCUGUCAUUCCUGGAGUUGUGUUGUGUGACCUGGUGGAGGAGGUACAGAUCUACGUAGACGAGCCUCCGCUGGCGUUCCCAACCCAACACCUCGUCAACAACAUGGCAGCCAUCAUCCUGGGAGGCCUGCUGCUCUUUGGCUUCCUUCUCAUAUACAACGGCGUUGCCAUGCCAACCAAGAGCAGCAUCAAAACUCUCCUCAAGAAACACAAGCCCACCAUCUCGCCAACCAGAACCCAGAACUCUACCACGACACAGGGACCAGAGUAG
This is a messenger RNA of Oncorhynchus gorbuscha (pink salmon), 384 nucleotides long. Its product is annotated as cation channel sperm-associated protein subunit beta-like. The record is from RefSeq and is a predicted model, not a curated record. Gene Ontology annotation, cellular component: cilium; CatSper complex. The transcript has 3 exons. Lineage: Eukaryota; Metazoa; Chordata; Actinopteri; Salmoniformes; Salmonidae. Bases 7 to 384 code for a protein of 125 amino acids.